Messenger RNA from Melozone crissalis (California towhee), 2447 nucleotides. RefSeq names its product ADP ribosylation factor GTPase activating protein 1 (gene ARFGAP1). Gene Ontology annotation, biological process: regulation of endocytosis; regulation of ARF protein signal transduction. The record is from RefSeq and is a predicted model, not a curated record. The coding region runs from base 232 to 1509 and encodes 425 amino acids. Gene Ontology annotation, cellular component: Golgi membrane. The transcript is spliced from 15 exons. Gene Ontology annotation, molecular function: GTPase activator activity. NCBI's taxonomy places the organism in Eukaryota, Metazoa, Chordata, Aves, Passeriformes, Passerellidae.
CCGGGACCGGGAUCGGCACCGGGAUCAGGACCGGCACCGGGAUCAGGACCGGCACCGAGACAGGGGCAGCAGUGUUGCUCAGGGUUGUGAAAGCAGAGGCCGGAGGGCUCGGCGGAACCCGGCCAUGUUCUGAGGGAAGCUGCAGGACGCCGCUGGGAUCCGGGUAGCGCAGGUGUGCCCGAAGGAAUCGCCCUUCUCUCGGCCCUGCGAGGCGCUGGGUGAGACGGAAUCAUGGCAAGUCCAAGGACAAGGAAAGUCCUCAAGGAAGUCAGAGCGCAAGAUGAGAACAAUGUUUGUUUUGAGUGUGGUGCAUUUAACCCCCAGUGGGUGAGUGUGACCUAUGGAAUUUGGAUCUGUCUGGAGUGCUCAGGAAAACACCGAGGCUUGGGAGUUCACCUCAGUUUUGUACGUUCUGUAACCAUGGACAAGUGGAAGGAUAUUGAGCUGGAGAAAAUGAAAGCAGGAGGUAACAGCAAAUUCCGACAGUUCUUGGAGUCUCAAGAUGAUUAUGAUCCAUGCUGGACAAUGCAAGAGAAAUACAACAGCAAAGCUGCAGCUCUGUUUAGAGACCAGGUAGCUACAGUAGCUGAAGGCAAGGAGUGGUCCAUUGAAACUUCUCCUGCCAGGAACUGGACCCCACCUCAGCCUAAAAUGUCUCUGUCGUCUUCUCACCGUUCUGCUGGACAAUCUCAGACUGCAACUGCCUCUUCUGACAAGGCUUUUGAAGACUGGUUAAAUGAUGAUGUCAGCUCCUACCAAGGUGGCAGUGGCCAAGAGAAUCGCUAUGUGGGCUUUGGGAACACAGUAAACCCUCCAAAAAAAGAGGAUGACUUCCUGAAUAAUGCCAUGUCCUCGUUGUACUCGGGAUGGAGCAGUUUUACAACUGGAGCAAGCAAAAUUGCCUCAGCUGCUAAAGAGGGUGCUACCAGAUUUGGAUCUCAAGCAAGUCAAAAGUUUUGGGGCUACAAGCAGCAGCCAGAGCCGGCAUCAGAGUUAGGUCAGACAUUAAAUGAAAAUGUUCUCAAACCUGCACAGGAAAAGGUGAAAGAGGGAAAAAUAUUUGAGGAGGUCACCACGGGGGUAUCACAGUUGGCCAGCAAGGUUCAGGGAGUUGGGAGUAAGGGAUGGAGAGAUGUCACCACUUUCUUUUCAGGCAAAGCAGAUGAUAAUUCUGACAGUAGACCAGCUGAGGGAGACAGCUACCAGAACAGUGGAGGGGAGGGCUACCAGAACAAUGCUGUAGAUCAAAGCUUCUGGGAUACCUUUGGCAACUCAGAUGCACCAAAAGCUCAUAAAUCUCCAAGCAGUGAGAGCUGGACCUAUGUGGACAAUUCCACAGAGAAGAAGAGCUCGGAUAGCUGGGACGUGUGGGGCUCGGGAACGGUCUCCAACAAGAACAGUAACAGCGACAGCUGGGAAAACUGGGAGACCAACUGGGAGAACACAGGAGGGGAGAGCAAGACCAGAAAACCUCCUAAGGCAACAAAAAAUGCAUGGGAUGACUUUUAGAACUCUGUUAACCCUGCUCUGCACAGCUGGGAAAGGGAGGCUGUGCUGGUUGAUGGAGGGGAGGAAGUUUUACACACACCUGGAGUAUCAUGGCUGACCUUUCUGAUCUGUUUGUGCUUCCCAUUCAUUCUCCUUCCUUCUACCCUGGUAUAGGGAAAAAAAAAGUAGCAUCUGAAUCUUUUCUUACAUAAUGGUGGCUCUCCCUUUUUUAAGGAUAGUGAUAAGUAUAUUCUCCUUACACUAUUGGAGCUGGCUACAGCAACUUUCUUAACACAAAUGUUAAUGGAGAGAAACCAGUGCAAGGACACUUCCAUGGCACAACCUUGCAUGUGUAGGUUAAUAGGUGUUCAUCCAGUCCUCAUCUGAGAUUUGGGGUGUUUAAUGCAAACAAAGGACAGGGUGUGACUUGGAAAGACAGCCAUUAACUGGGCAAGCUGCAGUUGGAUACAUCAAGUUCUAAUGCCUUAUGGAUUGCUCUGACUACAGGAGGUCUGGCAAUUCAAGAUGGUCUUUAACAUAUUUUUUAUUGAAGCUUUGUUUUUAAACAUUGUGACAUUAUUUUUUUUAGUAGUUGAAAACUUAUUUUUCUCCUUUAGAAUUCAGAAGGAAUCUAGAGCUAGAUAAUAAUUUGUGUAAACUUAAAGGAUUGACCUGAGCUCUCAAGGGAUAUCCAGAAUGGCUUUAUUUGCCCACCUUACUCAAUGGAUUGAGUUUUCACUCAAUUGUAGUUUCUGCUACACAGAAAAGCAAAGCUGGGGUGUUUUCCUUCCUCACCUAUGCCCUUGCCCCAGUUUGAGUUUUUUAUGUACCCUCUUUUUUUCUCUUUCUUCCUUCUACCUGUGUAGUAUUUUAUUAAUGCUGUUAAAAAAAUGAAGUCUUUCUGCUGCUUAUGUCCUUCUGGACAUCUGUUUGGCAACCUGGCAGCAAAAAAAAAAUAA